Molecule: messenger RNA, 1400 nt
Organism: Protomyces lactucae-debilis
Lineage: Eukaryota; Fungi; Ascomycota; Taphrinomycetes; Taphrinales; Protomycetaceae
Product: formyl transferase
Exons: 1
Coding region: 198-1280 (360 amino acids)
Biological process (GO): 'de novo' IMP biosynthetic process
Molecular function (GO): formyltetrahydrofolate deformylase activity
Source: RefSeq, a predicted model, not a curated record
GCCUGCCAGUUGGACAUUCAGUCCUCCGCGCGCUACAGACGGCCGAUCUUGCUGGGUGCUAUAGAUGCAGUCGUCGCAAACAAAAAAAAAGUUUUGAAGGCUUGAAAUUGAAAGCACAAACGCAGCAUCCCACCCAUCUACUCGCUCCAAAGACUGGGCUCUGAAGCCUGCUUGCUGCUGUAGCUACUUGCUCAAACAUGCUCAAGUCUCGGCUGCUUGCGCUGCCUGCUGUGAGAUCUUCUAAGACUCUGCUGAAACAAACUUCCAGGGGUUUCUCGCUGACACGAGCUAUUCGCAACGAUACAGCAGCAGGCCCUGAUUCAGGCAAUCUCUUUGAUCCACACCGAACAGUCGCACACCCUCCUUCUCCCAUCAAGAAGCAAAAGACUGUAGGUGAAACACAGCCAAACUACGUCCUGACACUCUCUUGCAAGGACCAACCUGGUAUUGUGCAUGCAGUGACUGGUCUCAUUGCGAACGAGUUCACGGGCGGCAAUAUCUUGGAUAGUGCUCAAUUUGGUGACGCCUCCACAGGUCGCUUCUUUAUGAGGGUUCACUACUCCCUACCAAACCAAGAUGCAUCGACACUACAAACGAUGCGCGAAUCAGUCGAGUCAAAAGUCGGGGAUCGCUUUGAUAUGACAUGGCAGCUGCAUGAUGCACAAGUCAAGCCACGCGUCAUGAUUCUUGUGAGUAAGAUUGGUCAUUGUUUGAAUGACUUGCUCUUUCGCCACAGCACAGGUCAACUACCCAUUGAUAUUGCAUGCAUCGUCUCGAAUCAUCGCGAUUUUUAUCAGCUUGCAGCAAGCUACAAUAUCCCUUUCCACCAUCUGCCCAUCACACAGGAGUCGAAGCAACAGCAAGAAGACAGGAUCUGGGAACUGCAUCAACAGGAAAAAAUCGAUUUACUCGUGCUAGCACGCUACAUGCAGAUUCUGUCCCCUGAAAUGUGUCGACGUGUGUCUGGCAAAGCCAUCAACAUUCAUCACUCCUUCUUGCCUUCCUUCAAGGGAGCAAAACCGUAUUUCCAAGCAUUCGAUCGUGGUGUGAAGUUGGUGGGUGCAACGGCACAUUUCGUCACUUCAGAUUUAGAUGAAGGGCCAAUCAUUGAGCAAGGCAUUGAGCGUGUCGAUCAUACACAUGAUGUCAAGGCAUUGACGACGGUGGGUAGUACGACGGAGUGUAUUACACUGGCGCGCGCAGUCAAGUGGUUUGCUGAGAGGCGUAUUCUGAUGAAUGCCACUGAAGGUGGUACCACCAAGACGGUCAUUUUUCGAUAGAGCCAGAUGUCGAGCUCUUCCAUUUUCAUUUAGUCUAUUAGCGUCAUAGAUGACCUAGAUGGGAACUUGUCGUGGCCAUAGAAGGACGACAAGAGAUAAAUUAUUCGUCGGAGUUCAGCA